This is a messenger RNA of Erigeron canadensis, 1479 nucleotides long. RefSeq names its product protein RETICULATA-RELATED 3, chloroplastic-like. The coding region runs from base 273 to 1349 and encodes 358 amino acids. The record is from RefSeq and is a predicted model, not a curated record. The transcript has 2 exons. NCBI's taxonomy places the organism in Eukaryota, Viridiplantae, Streptophyta, Magnoliopsida, Asterales, Asteraceae.
AGAACCAGAUCCAUCCGCCACCCUUCUCACCAACCCCACUGUCCCGAUUCAUUUCUCUCUCUCUCUCUCGCUCAGGGUUUUUAUUGUUCUCUUUCAUUAACUUUAUUAUUUAUUCAUAAACCCACAUCCCACCGGCCGGCAAUACAUCGAUCAUACCGCCGGCCGUUUCCAAAUCAUCAUCAUUCAUCCAUCUCUUUAAGAAAAAAAGGUUAUUUUCGCUUAAAGUUGAAGCUGAAUACAAAUAUAAUAAUAAUAAUAAUAAAAUAAAUAAUAUGGGUUCUAUAGCUCAGUUAAAUUACAGCCAUGUUACUGAGAGUAAUCAUCAUUUGAAUCCUGCUAGACAUAUUCCUAGUUUUCGGUUACCAAACCUUAGUGACAAAAAACUCGUCGAUUUAACCUGUUCCUCUUUUGGAUCAAAGCCAGUUAAGGUUAGUUUAUUGUCUAACCGACAACCGGUUCCAACCCCUUGUGUUGGUGGUGGUGGUGGUAGUGUUGGUCAUGGAAGUGGUGGCAGGGGAGGCGAUGGUGGUGGUGGUGAUUGGAGUGGCGAUGGAAAAUCAGAUGAGUCGUCGUCUUUUGAUAGUUUCGGACCGAUUGGGGCGUUUCUUAGUGGUUGGAGAUCAAGGGUGGCGGCUGAUCCUCAAUUCCCUUUCAAGGUUUUGAUGGAGGAAGUCGUGGGUGUGAGUGCGAAUGUGUUUGGUGACAUGGCAAGCCGUCCGAAUUUUGGUCUAAAUGAGCUUGAUUUUGUGUUUUCUACGCUAGUUGUAGGUUCAAUCUUGAAUUUUACUCUUAUGUAUCUAUUAGCACCAACUAUGGCGUCUGGAUCAGCAACGGCAACCUUACCUUUUAUUUUUGCCAAUUCACCAACAAGCCACAUGUUUGAGCCUGGUGCAUAUAGUUUGGUUAACCGGUUAGGUACAUUUGUGUUCAAAGGUACACAAUUUGCGGCCGUGGGGUUUGCAGCUGGUUUAGUAGGAACAGCGUUAUCAAAUGGGUUGAUUAAAAUGAGAAAGAAAAUGGAUCCGAGUUUUGAACCACCAAACAAGGCUCCACCAACUGUUUUGAAUGCUCUCACGUGGGCGGUUCAUAUGGGUUUAAGUGCAAAUCUUAGGUACCAAAGUUUGAAUGGGAUUGAGUUUGUGUUGGCCAAAACGCUUCCACCAUUAGCGUUCAAGAGCUCUGUGGUCGGGUUGAGAACGGUGAACAAUGUUUUAGGAGGAAUGACAUUUGUUCUGUUGGCAAGGUUGACUGGAUCGCAAAGUGCUAGUGGUGAAGGUAGUACUGUUGUUGAUGAAGAAAGUUCAGAUGAGGAGAAGAAGUUAUUGGGUAAUGAAAUUCCUUCAAAGUGAGUGUUGUUUGAUGCUUGUUUACUACCCAAUAAAAUCAACAAAAAGAUUAGUGGCUUAAUGAUAUGGUUAUGUAAUAUUAGGGUAGUGGUAUGGAUAUGAAUUUUUGUGCAAUUAAAAUAAGUUUUAUGUA